CGUAGCUGGGAUAGAUUGGGUAUAUAAAUCUGCCUGAUGUCUCUUAAAGUCUAGAGUAUUUUCUUAACCAACAACAUCAGGACAGUCAUUCACAUCUUCUAUCAGUUCCGAGAUCCGAAAACAACUUACAUAUAUCGUCAACAUAUAUAUAUACAUUUACUACCCAACACCAUGUCUUCCAACACCAAUAAUCCCCAGCCCCAGGAAACCAAUUCCACCUACCUAGGACAGGCGUCGAACGUUGUCAAGAAUGCCGUGAACAAAGUAACAGGAAGCAACCCCACCGAUGACAAAGAGACCAAGAACGAAACCCAAUCCCAACCAAGCGGCCAAUAUAACCAAACCGUCGGCUCCGCCAAACAAUCCGUCGGCGCCGCACUCGGCAACGAAAACCUCCGCAAAGCCGGCGAGCGCCAGAACAAAGAGGGCGAGGAGCAGGAGGCACGCAGACAGGCGGCAAAAUGGGGUGAAGGCGCCGGAGACCGUGUAACGGGCAAAGUCGGCGAGUUCCUCUCCGGUCCUGGGUUCGGCGGCAGUGACCAGGAGAGAGCGCAGGCUGAGGCUGAGAGGAGGAAGUUUAAGCAGAUGCAUGCGGAGGGGAAGUCGCAGCAGAAGGAAACGGAGCGGGAGAUGGAGAAUCGGUGGGCGGAUAAGGGGGAGCAGACGGGGUAGAAGUAGAGGUGUUUUCGGGUUUUUCUUUUUUUUGGUGAAAUACGGUGGAUUUAGUAGGGAUCUUGUUUUCUUGUUUCUUUUUCUCAUGGCUUUUUUUUUCCGACCUGGGCCAUGUCAUGAUAUCCGGCUGGGGUUAUCAGUAGUUUUAAGUUGUUGUAGAUGAAUUCUUUCCAAAUUUGCCAGAAUGAUAUACGUUGAACGUUAUGGUUUCCCCGUUAUGUGAAUACGCCGCCGCUAUAAAAAGAAAGGUGCGUGGUCGGAACAGAUUCGAAGAAAAGCCUUUGGAAUAGUUAUUGCAAACAUUCAUGUAUAUAACACAUGCCAAACAUCAAGACCUAGAUGGUAGGUUAUAAAAGCAGGAAUAAAAUACUUAACUAGACUCUAUCAUCGACAUUCU
Blastomyces gilchristii SLH14081 is the source of this 1069-nucleotide messenger RNA. RefSeq lists its product as uncharacterized. Bases 172 to 672 code for a protein of 166 amino acids. Lineage: Eukaryota; Fungi; Ascomycota; Eurotiomycetes; Onygenales; Ajellomycetaceae. The transcript has 2 exons. The record is from RefSeq and is a predicted model, not a curated record.